CUGGUGGGCUUCCUCCAGGCGCAGAACUGCUCCAACUAUCCCGCGUCCUGGCGUCACCCGGAGUCCGCCACGGACUUCCUCACGGCCGACUACUACCAGCGGAUCGCGCGCAUUCUGGAAGCCGGCAAGUUCCAUCUCGCCUUCUUCGACGACCGGCUGGCGCUGCCCGACAUCUAUGGCGGCGACCAUGCCGAAGCGGUGCGCAACGGGGUGCGGGUGGUCAAGAUGGACCCCAUUCCCAUCCUCACGAUGAUGGGGGCGGUGACCACGCGGCUCGGGCUGGGCGCGACCUGCUCGACCACCUAUUACCAGCCGUUCCACGUGGCGCGCAUGUUCUCGACCCUCGAUCACAUGAGCGGCGGCCGGGCGGCUUGGAACGUCGUGACCUCGCUCAACGAUUCCGAGGCCGCGAACUACGGCGCGGACAGGGUGAUCGACCAUAACGAGCGCUACGACCGUGCCGACGAGUUCAUGGAGGUGGUGCUAGGCCACUGGGAGGCGUGGGAUCCAGACGCGAUCGUCCUCGACAAGGAGCGCAGCGUCUUCGCCGACCCGGCAGGCGUGCAUCGCCUCGACCACGAGGGCCGCUUCCUGCGCUCGCGCGGGCCGUUCACCGUUCCGCGCACGCCCCAGGGCCGGCCCAUCGUGAUCCAGGCCGGCCAGAGCGGGCGGGGGCGGCAGUUCGCGGCGCGCUGGGCCGACGUGAUCUUCGCGAUCUAUCCCAACCUGGAGUUCGGCCAGAAGGCCUACGCCGCGACGCGCGAUGCCGCGACCGCCGCCGGCCGCGAGCCGGGCUCCUACCGUGUGGCGCCGGCGGCCUACGUCACGGUCGCCGAAGCCCAGGCGGAGGCGGAGGAGAAGGCCGCUUUCAUCGCCAGCCUCGCGCGGCCCAUCGACACGCUGGCGCUGCUCUCCGAGGCGCUCAACUACGAUUUCGCGACGAAACCUGCGGGCGAGCCCUUCACCGACGAGGAGAUGGCCUCCAUCAGCGGCCUGCAGGCGAUCCGCGACCGGGUCGUGACGCUCAGCGGCAAUCCGCAUCCGACGGUCGAGGAUUUCGUAACCUACAGCCGCCGCGGCACGGUCAACGAGAUGCCUCAUUUCGUCGGCACACCGCCGCCGUCGCCGAUGAGAUGGCGGAAUGGUUCGAGGGCGAGGCCUGCGACGGAUUCGUGCUCGCCGCGACCCACAUGCCGGGCGCCUACGAGGAUUUCGCGCGCCUCGUGGUACCCGAGCUGCAGCGCCGCGGCCUCUAUCACGAAACUAUGCCGGGCCGACGCUCAGGGAGAAUCUCGGCCUGGGAAACACGCUAUGAUCGCCCGAUGA
Geodia barretti is the source of this 1326-nucleotide messenger RNA. The record is from the annotation of a GenBank genome assembly. NCBI's taxonomy places the organism in Eukaryota, Metazoa, Porifera, Demospongiae, Tetractinellida, Geodiidae.